CCCCUUUUUUAAGGGUUUAUGAAACUAUUUUUUAAAAGCCUCUAAUGAUUAAAAAUAUAUCUUUUGUUCUUCCGUGGUUUUCUUAUGUGAAAAAAGUAUUUGGAAAUCUGUACUGAAGAGGCAUUGUUUUACUUUGCAUCUGCGCGUGUGCUGACUGCUGAGUCAAUUUGGCUAGCAUUCUUAUGUGAAGUAUAAAUGUAUAAUUCUAUAUUAAUAUGUCUUUUAAUCGGAUUACCGGGUUAGAUUCCUUCAUGUUUAGUUAAAACAGUAUACUAUAUGCAUUAUUGCAGCUUGUUUAGUUUAUCAGGAAAUGAUUGAAUGGGGUGUUUAUAUUUUCAUUGUUUGGCCUUUAUUGAUGAUCAAAUGAAUACUUUUGUUCUUCCAAGAUAACCACAUGCGGAAAAGCUUUUUUGGAGACAUGAACUAAAGAGGCUUUUCAGUUUUUUGUUUUUGUGUAAAUGUUCAAUCCCGGCAUUGAUUUUACUGACUUCUAUGGUUGCCAUUGUUGAAGUAUUGAAGUUAAUCUAUUGGAAAUAAUAUUUGAAUGUUGCAUUUUGGUGUGUUUUAGUGAUUUACUUGCGUCUCUCGAUGCUUGAGUGCGUUUGAGUAGCAUAGUUUAUUGUGCACUUGCUUAAUGAUUGAUGAUGGAGAUUCACUGCCUAACUAGGCUCCCCUUAUCAGGGGAGGGUAUUUUUGAUAAAUGUAUUUAUGGGUUUGUGGCUUUUGUGCUAUAUGAAUUAGAUUUUUCUUGUUGGCCUCUAAUGAUGAUGAAAGUUGUAACUUUUGUUCUUAGAUUUUCACGCAGAAGCUUUAGGGAGACUUGAACUGAAGUGGCUUUAGGUGCUACUCAAUUGUUUUUAUUUUUUAUGUUUUAGUCUGAAUGUUAAGUAUAAGAACGUUGUGGGGCCUUGGUGAUUCAUUAAUGAUUUAAGGUUUCCUUGAUUGCAAUGUAAUGGAUUAUAAAUUUUAAUAUUGUGUGCCUCUUGUGAUGUUAAAAUAUGACCUUUUAUCACCUGAGAUUUUAAUGUUGAAGGACUUUGGUAGCUGAAGAGGCUUUUGUUAUUCUGUAGAUGCAUUUGAGUAACCCUUCAUUGCAAAGAAUCAUUUGGUCUAUUUUUCUGAAUUAAGUGGUAAGUAAUUGUUGGCUUAGGUACAGGGUGGAGUUUCAUUUCUUAAUGUGGUUCAUGUGAAGAAAUAAAUGAUAGUCCUAUGUUAGGCGUUUCAUGGAAGUGUUAACCCCUUGUAACUAGGGAUGACAAUAGCCGUUGAUCUAGAUUUUUUUUAGAUGAGAUAGAUUUAGGUUGUGUCUCCGUUUUUAUAUCAAUUUGAAAUAUAACUAAAUUUCAAUGUCAAGCUUGGUUGAAUCUCUCUUUCUCCUCACUCUUCUCUACUUUGCUCUUAAAAAAGAUAUGAGAUACUAUUCUUGCAAGUUAUGUCGCUUUAGUCUCAUCUCAUUUUUUUACCGCGAAGAUCACUUAUGAUCCAGUUUUUGUUCACCGCAAUUCAUCAGCGCGUCUCAACUUCUCUUUUUAUCUCUCUUUCGUUCCUUCCUUGGCUUUUGAGAAGAGAUUUUUGAUGAACAAACAAUGGCUAAUGCUGAUGGUGGUUCUAAUAACCCUUUUGAAGAACCAUUUGAGCAAUAUGAAUCAAAUGGAGAGUUCAAAGGCGCUGAAGUUGCGUAUGAAUCAGAUAAUACCAAGUACCAAACCAAGCCAAUUAGUGUUAAAAGCAAGAGACUUACUUCAGAAGCAUGGUUGUAUUUUGACAUUGUUCAAAUGAAUGGUAUACAAAUGGCAAAAUGUAGGAAUUGUAAGAAAACACUUUCAUAUAAAGGGAAUAGUGGAACUUCACACCUUCUUAAACAUUGCAAAAGAACAUGUCCAAGUAGACAUUUGAACCUUGCGGCUAGCGAGUCACAAUUGAAAUUAAAAACUCAAGUUGAUGGAUCCACUUCACACCUUAAACAUUCCAAAAAAACACGUACACAUACACAUUUGAACCUUGCGGCUAGUCAAUCACUAUUGAAAAUAAAAAGUGAUGUUGAUGGAUCUAAUGCUUUGGUACUUGAGGAAAAGCCAAAGAAAGUGAUUUUUGAUCAAGAAUUUUCAGAGAAAGAGUUAGUUAAAAUGGUGGUGAUUCAUGAGUAUCCUUUGUCAAUUGUGGAUCACAUUGGUUUUAGAAGUUUUGUUAAGAGUUUAAAUGAUAACUUCAAGAUGAUUUCAAGGAACACAUUGAGGAGUGAUGUGUUGAAAUUGUACAACGCACAGAGGAGUUCUCUCAAAGUUUUGCUAGAGCGUAAUGAGGGUAGAGUGGCUAUAACAAUUGAAAUGUGGACCAAUUCUGACCAAAAUAAGGGGUAUAUGGCUGUAACGUCGCAUUUCAUUGAUGAACAGUGGAUUUUACGUAAUAGAACAUUAAGGUUUUGUUAUGUGCCACGUCUACAUGCCAAAGGGGUUCUUGCAAAGAUACUAUUGAAUUGUUUAUCUCAAUACACGUUGGAAAAUAAAAUAUCUUCAAUGGUUGUUGAUAAUUCUUUGACUAGUGAUGCAAUGAUGAAUGUCUUAGUGGAUAAUUUGGAAGGUAAUUGUUUAGUGUUAGGUGGAGCUUUUUUGCAUAUGAGGUGUAGUGCUCAUAUUUUGAGCAUGAUUGUGAAAGAUGGUUUGGAAGUAAUUGAUCACGCAAUUGGAAAAAUUCGAGAGUGUGUUGAAUUUUGGAUGUCUACUCCUAAUAGAAUUGAAAAAUUUGAAAAAGCUUGUCGCCUUUUGAAUGUGACUAAAUCUAGAAGGAUGUGUCUUGAUUGUACAAGUAGUUGGGACUCCACUUACUUGAUGAUUGAAUCUAGUUUGCCUUUUAAGGAUGUUUUUUAUAAGUUGAAAUGUUUAUAUAAAAGGCUGAAUUUUGACGUUCCUAGUGAUGAUGAUUGGGCUAUGGCUACUAUUGUUUGUCAAAAGUUGGAAACUUUUUACAAGGCGUUUAAGGUUUUUUCUGCUAGAAACCAUCCAACUUCAAAUUUGUAUUUUCGAAAUGUUUGUGAGAUUAAACUUGCUUUGAGCCGUUGGAUGCAAAAUGACAAUAUUGAGGUUGUGAGGGACAUGGCCAAGAGUAUGCUUGAAAAGUUUGACAAAUAUUGGAAUCAUGUCAAUGAACUUUUGGCCAUCGCGGGCAUUUUAGAUCCAAGAAACAAGAUGGAUUGUGUGGUUCAUUAUUUUAAGAAAUUGUAUGGAGAUAGCGCCGAUGGUGAAUUGGCAAGAGUAAGGAAUACUCUUGAUAAUCUUUUCAUUGAGUACCAACGUAAAAGUAAUUUGGUGAAUGGGAAAUUACCAUCAAAAAGAGGGUUUGAGGAUAAUAUUGAUGAGGAUGAAUUUGCUAGAGCAAAGAGGCAAAAAUAUGGAUUUGUCUCGGUGGUUGAGGAGUAUAGUGAUGAGGAUGAUUUUGCUAGAACAAAGAGGCAAAAUAUUAGACUUGUGCCCGUGAAAAGUGAGGUUGAUCAAUACUUGGAAAGUGCUACUUUACCGGAGGAUAAUGAAUUUGAUAUUCUUGCAUGGUGGAAGAACAACCAAAACUACCCAACUUUGCGAAGAAUUGCCAAGGACAUCCUUGCAAUUCCAGUUGCAUCGGUUAAUUUGAAAAAUGCAUUUAGCAUGAAUGGACGUGUAGUUAGCGCUCAUCGUUCUAGACUUCAUUCUGAAACUUUGGAGGCUUUAAUGUGCUUGCAGCAUUGGAUGGUUGAUGAUGUUAAAGGAACUUUUGAAGGUACUCUUGCUUAUUCAACUAUCAAUGAAGAUUGUGAUGAUGUGGAAGUGGCGGAUAUUCUUGAUGUGGAUAUAGACGAUAUUAGUGUGGAGCAGUGAUGAGGAUUAGAGAUUAGCAAAUUAGCAAUAUAAGGAGGCGAACGGAUAUUUGGCAUGUAGAACAAUCAUGGACCUGAUGGUCUGAGUUUCCAUUACGAUGGUUACCGAUUCUGAUGAGCAUGCUAACCAGGAGAUUUACACCCAAGCUGGUUUUGGGUUCGAACUUGGGAGUUUUAUCCCUGUACUUAUUUUGGUGAAAUGAUGGGUUGCGUACCGUGCUAAUUCAUCACUGAAAACCCUCCCCAAAAGGCACAUAGAUCAUGUUUUGUAUUUGAUGGUAAAAUUUGUUGGUGCUUAAGGGUACUUGUAAUGUUAUCUCAAUUGGUUAGCUUGGCUCCGUUUAUUUUGAAAUUAUUAUUGUUAACUUGGCAAGUGCUCGGUAAAAAUGGUUACAUGAAUUCGAUCGAAAAACCUUCAUUGUGAUCAGGGUUAUUAGGAUUAGGAUUCUACCUAGGAUCGUUGAGGGGGUAGAAUUAAAAUCGGUUAAAUCGGAUCGUAGGAUCGUGUGAUUCUACAAAUAUGCAAUAAUGUGCAUUGGAUCACUGAUUAUUAAUUGUAUUUGUCUCUUUUUAAGUUUUAAGGUGUAGGUAAAAUUUUAUUUUUACUUUAUC
Molecule: messenger RNA, 4462 nt
Organism: Amaranthus tricolor (Joseph's coat)
Lineage: Eukaryota; Viridiplantae; Streptophyta; Magnoliopsida; Caryophyllales; Amaranthaceae
Product: zinc finger BED domain-containing protein RICESLEEPER 2-like
Exons: 6
Coding region: 1587-3851 (754 amino acids)
Molecular function (GO): DNA binding; protein dimerization activity
Source: RefSeq, a predicted model, not a curated record